Messenger RNA from Amoebophrya sp. A25, 5090 nucleotides. NCBI's taxonomy places the organism in Eukaryota, Dinophyceae, Syndiniales, Amoebophryaceae. The record is from the annotation of a GenBank genome assembly.
GCUCAUCAGACAAAAGACCGAGAAAUUACUCAGCCUCACGAACAAAAUGGAGAAGCAGAUAAGUAGCACGACAGACACAGAGCCCAGAAGGCCUUAUAGAUACGUUCUUCCAACAAUGUCAGUAUCCUCGUAGAGCCAUUAAAGUCCUUCUUCUCAUUAGUACCGCGGACAACGACAAGGACAAUAACAAUAACAAUUUCCGAUUAAAUAUGAAAUUGGAAGACCGGCGUGGGCGGAAGGAAAGUACUGGAGGGCGGAAUUAUGCGAAUGACGAGGACGUGCGUGCAUUGACGAAGAUCAAGGGAGAGAUGACGAAAGUGAAGUCGAGUGAAGCAGCCCAAAUGAUCAGUCGUGAAGAUCAUGCAUGCGAUUAGCAGACCUAGUGCUAUUGCUCCAUUCUUUUGUAGUAUUUCAAUCCCUUCUUAACAAGCAAGGCAAAAAAUACUGUAGUUAAGGUGGCUUCUCUUUCUCGAAGAAAGAAAUAGCUCCUCUGUCGUGCCUAGGUAUGGUAUUUGGGUCAUUUUCACAUGUCGACCACCGUUUUCUGAAGAUCUCUUUCACAACAAUUUUGCUUGCCGUACCCCUCGACUUAGUACCUCAGAUUCAGGAUGGGCGAGUCGUCGGGCAAUCAUGUCAAGCUGCUUGCCCUUGCCCGUUUUCACGUGGUUGCAAUAUUCAGCGUCUUGCUUUUUUGUUUGCAGCUAUAUGGCGACUGCAGUGCUGCUGUACUAGUUGCCGUUCAAGUUGUGGGAGACGGACACGGCGUCGCUCAUGGAGCAGCAAACGUCGCUCAAGCAGUCACUCAGCAAGCAGGAAACGUCGCUCAAGAAGCAGACGCCUCUCCUUCGUCGGACAAGACGAGUGGCAGUUCGUUAUCUUCAGGGCAGGAGACAGCAUUCGAUGACCAUUCCUCCGAUGGUGUCGACUCCGAACACGAAGUACAGUCUAGCGCUGGUGAAGGAGAUGCAUCUUCAUCAACUGUUCUUUCGGUUUCCGGCGCUUCAUCCUCUGCGGACGAGUCAGGACCGGGGACGCAACAAGAUGGGACAAAAGUAGAAGAAGGAAACUCUAGUUCAGGAGAUGCUAAAGGUACUACAGCACAAGAACAGCAUGCCAACGUCGCGAACUCACGACUUGCAUGUACAGAAUCUAUCGAUGUGAUUCCUUUGCUAGAAGGGGGUCGAGGGGCAAAGCACAACAUCGUCUUUGGUGACGAUGAAUGGUGGCACAAGAACAACAAUACAGCAGGUGACACUGGCGACGACGCGAAUCAUCCAACAUCUUACUUAAGGGAAAUAGCUAGCUCACUAUCUGGUCGGAGGUACCUAUCCUGGGUGGCGUUCGCCUUGAUUUCGCUUGGAAAUCAAGGGGAAAGAGGGCAAACUCACUCCACAGCGGAUAGUGAUGGACCGGCGCUAAAUUACUCAACUUCUGACGAGGAAGAUGAUAGCUGGUCUUCUUGGAUUGCAAAUAGCAUUUCGCAAUUGCUAGGAUUUUCUGGUGCAGCAGCGGAAGGUGACGAGGAAAACGGAGGUCCUCAAGGCGCUGAGCAACACCAUCUUAGAGUGGUUGAGGAACAGGAUCACGAUGAGAAAGAGAAUGAAACUGCGUUUGGUCGUGAUGAGGUUAUAGACAGACCUGGAGGUGCUGCUGGAGAUGCAGGUUUCUCUUCAAGAACGAACACGAAUUCCUCAACAACUAGAACUAGGCUUGGCCCUUUGUCUUCUUUCACACCUGCUCAUGGUGUACCAGGAGGACAGAAACACAAGACCUCCUCCGGGGCGGUGUUCAUGAUUCCGCGCGUGGUGAUCUAUGGUGGAGGAAGUAGCUCGUCAACAGAAGCUGCAAAGACCGCAAAAGCUCCAGACCCUGUCCAUGUGACCAUCGACCCAACGUCACCAUCCGUGAAAUUCCCAUUGGGACCGAUCAAUCUCAAGCUCAUCAUGCUGGACGAAAACGAUGCUCCCCUGGCUGAGCACCAGACAGAUGGGGGGACGAUUGUUCCGAAAGUAGCUGUUCCUGUAGUUAACUAUGGAGCUUCAGUUGGGGCUGCGACAGUUCUUGGGUACAACUAUGAUGCAGGAGAAGGGACGCCUCGUCCUACAUCUACUGCACCAGCCGACGCAGGACCAGAAGAUGAAGUGCUGCAGGUUCCGCAAGAAUCGCAUGAGCAGUCAUUACCUCGCCUCCUUGGCUCUGAGCAGUCAGGACAAACAGCAGAUGAGCAUAAGGGUGAAAAUUCUUCAACAAAACCAACAAUUCCAGAUGAUCCUUUUGUUUCUUUCCUUUCCGCUGGCACUCAGGGUACAGCAACGCAGGAAGAAUUCAGCUCGGCAAUGUCUAGCAUACAGCCGCAUCAGUUCUCGACACAAUUCCCCACAACAACAGUGCAACAGCCUUACGGUGGUCCCAUGCAGAUGGUCAACACAAUACCAGGGCCUACAAAUAAGUUGAUGAACGCGACCACUAGCACUACAUUGCCCGCCUACAUUACAACUGGAAGUAGUUCUACGCAAACAGGGGUGCCAAUUCUUCAACCAGCGAGAGGAACGACUUUCAUGGUAGCUUCGCCACCUGUUCCUUUUCCUCCUACGCCAACCACGUCGUAUCAGAUAGCGAACAGUAACUCGUCAGCAUCAACACCUUCUAUUAGUAUGGGAGUCGGCAUGCCUGUGGCUCUGCCCCGCCUAAAUGUGGCCCACCACCUUACAGCCUCGGCUGACCAGCCAGAAGGAACUCGUCAAGCAGCUGUUGUCCAGCCCAUCGCCUAUGGCAGUCUGACCAACAAAAUCGAGACACUAGUCGGAAAACGCAACUUUUUCGUACGUGGUCGGAGCAAAGGGGCACGGACUCGCGCAACAGCGGCAACAGUAUCAGCAGCUGCAACGCCAACGACUGGCACCACCGCCGCAAAUUCUACAGCAUCUAAAAGUGGCAUAACAAAGCAACCAGUGAAGCAGGAGACGAACAAGGCAGCAGCGCCAACGAUAGAAGAUGAUCCAGGUCGUUCUGCAGCGCUAACUUCUGAGCAAAGGGAGACAUAUACUCGAGAAAGAGAAGAUGCGGCGCGACAGAAGACACGCCAGGAGCAGUCGCAUCAGCAGCCUGUUCGAGGAGCAACUAUUAAUACAGGAUCAGGAAAUGUUACAAAUGCUAUAAAAACGCUUCGUGUAGUUUCUAAUCCCAUUGCAGAUGCGUCCUCCUCCGCUCCACAGCCUUCAGAACAAGAACGCGCACCCUCAUCAUCAGCCGCCGCAUCAUCCUCAGCUUCUGCGGCGAAUAUGGAGCAACAGCAACGCCUUCUACAACCUUCAACUGCCACUUCCACUGGAACUACAAAGCGACCAGUGGGUGUUGUACAACACCUGGUGCCAUCACCAACAUCAUCCUCACAGGUAGUGGUGAAAGACGUACCAGAGCAGCCAGCUGCCCCACCGGAAGUUUUAGACCUUUGGCAAGUAGAGGGAGUGACAGGUCCGAAGAGUGCGGAAAUGUCAAUUGUGGAUUCUCGGAUGAUACCUAGUCCGGGAGCAAAGUCGGCACCGCUGAAAAUGACUGCUUGGGACAGGCAGAAAGUUCUUAUGACAAUGACAGGAUGUUGUUUGAAGAUUAUUUUUGGAGUUCGAUGAAGUUCAAGUUCCUUGUUAUUGAUUUUUCACUAUAACUCGUAAUCCUUAUCCUACGAUCCAUCAUCAUCAAGAACAAGCAUGAUCAUGUCCUCACCGACACCGCUUUUUCCUCUUCAUAAAAGUGCAGUUUGAAUGCAUCUCCGAAAAUGCAGCUUUGGGGAAAUGCCGGGGCUCGCGAUGGGCCUCGAGCCUAGCUAGUCGGGCUAUCAGCGCAGCAGGCAUCGGCUUCGAAUGGCAUACUACACCGGCUAAGGUUAUGGCAGAAAGGACGAGGACGACUCAAGUAGUGUAAAAACAAUAACAUGAAAAGUAAGAUGCCUUCUAAUGAUAGCAGAGCCAGAGCUACUAGAGGACAAAAGUACUUACACUUCGAAAUGCAGUUAGCACAGAACCAAUGAUUGAAAAUAAGUAGAAGAGAAAUUACUCUCUGCUCUUACUGAAGUGCGACCCUCACAUCUCAGUGAAAUUCCCUAACAAGCUCAUUUCACUCACAUUUUUUCAUCUAAUCGCAGCCGUUUAACGCUUCGCGUAACGGGUAUCGACUGGAGCAACGUUGAGGGUUAUCUCAAUCUCGCGAAACGCUUUGUCCGUUUGGGAGGUGAUGAGCCGACAGAAGUGAUUUUGCGAUUUGAGUAUCCUUUAAGGCUCAUUGGAAUCUAUCUUGAGAAGCCUCUCGUCUCUCUUUGACUCCUACGGACUUUUUUAAAGGCAAAAAUCGAAAAUACAUCACAUGUCAAACAAAGAUCGAUGAUGCUUUUCAAGAUAAAUAUGCAUAGGUAAUGGUAAGGUCUAACUCCUAGCGGUGGCGCGUUGGUGACGCGAUCUAUACUCGUGCAAGUCUGGAUGGGGGAGAAAAAAUGAGAUUCGGAAGCAUGCAUUUUCUAUGUUGGAAUUCUAAUUCAAAUUUGUCUGAUGUCUGCGAAAUAUCAAACAUAGACUAUCAUGCAUCAUGAUCAUGUCAACACAUUAAGUAAAUUUUGUAUCACUUUCAAUGCGUUCGAACAAUUUUCUAAACUACAUAGAAAUAGAUUCAUCAUUUCUAUUCAGACAUUCAUGGUUACUUAUAUGGCAUAGGCAUACUCUACUUCAUCAUCUUCAUAUUCUUGAACACGUUCGAUCUUUUCUUCCAUCAAAGCACCAAGAUUUCGAUUUGAUAAUGGCGUCGAUAUUCUUAUCCACUAUUCGGGUUCGACUCCGGCCACUUGAAGUACCACCUUGUGCUUACUCGUAACCACAUGGUCACCUAACUUCAACUUCAACAAGACCCCAUCAGUCACGCUCGAAAGACGACUCAUUGAUCACGUCACUUGAAUCCAGAAUCGUCAAUUUUGUAUCUCUGCUUGUCUGUCUGAAACGCAAAGGUCGGAGGUAAUAGAACAUUCAAACUAAAGCAAAAGCACGCCGACGGACCGUCGUGAAAAGGUCCUCGCCGUGAAGAAAUAGACUUUUAUUAUGGCGAAC